Messenger RNA from Poeciliopsis prolifica (blackstripe livebearer), 3203 nucleotides. It is a transcript of the gene prg4b, whose product is annotated as proteoglycan 4b. The record is from RefSeq and is a predicted model, not a curated record. Gene Ontology annotation, molecular function: polysaccharide binding; scavenger receptor activity. The transcript is spliced from 14 exons. The coding region runs from base 279 to 2720 and encodes 813 amino acids. Gene Ontology annotation, biological process: immune response. NCBI's taxonomy places the organism in Eukaryota, Metazoa, Chordata, Actinopteri, Cyprinodontiformes, Poeciliidae.
AGCCCCAGCCUCUGUUUUUCCCUCUGCCCAGAAGUGUGUGAAGUCAGCCGUCUGUCUGGCACAGAAGUGUAUUGAUGUGCUUCCAGGUGUUUGUGGUAAAUCCUAAUGUCUGGACUGCAGGACCCUUCCUACACCCUGUGAGAUCAUCACCAUUUUAAUUAGACCGGAUUCGCCAAUUACAAGACAUUGAGGGCGUCUCGCUUUCUCUCCUCGGCUCUAUAAAAGAAGCACAGAUCACCGAUUUGGCAGACAGGAACUGAGGAAAGAUUUUCUGUAUAAUGCAUUCCAAAACGUUUAUGGUUGCCACUUUGCUGGUUGGUGCUUUGAAAUUAAUUUCAUCUCAGACGAGCUGCAAAGGACGAUGUGGGGCAGAGUACUACCGAGGCAACAUGUGUCAGUGUGACUCCAGCUGCCUGUCCUAUGAUGAGUGCUGCGAUGAUUAUGAAGCUCAGUGCACCACAAAAAACUCCUGCAAGGGCCGUUGUGGAGAAACCUUCAGGAGAGGCCGGCGAUGCAGCUGUGACCCCGAAUGCUCAAAGUUCAACCACUGCUGCCCAGACUACAACAAGCGUUGUGAUGUGGACGAUUCAACUUUGACAGAGGAUCCUGGACUGGGUGAAGGAGACAUUGCAGAUGACAACUCAUUUACUCCAGACAGUUUGACACCGUACCCACCCACGGAUCUUGGCGAUGAUAUAUUCGCCGACAUUUUUCCAGAUGACGACUUGUCCACCGAUGGAGAUGUGCAACCGGAAGCGUCUCCAAGCCCAGAGAUCAGCAGUGAUGAUGGACUGACUCCAGUUGGGCCCUUGGACAAAAUUCCGACAGAACCAACUCUGGUUAAAGACGAUCCACAGUUCAGUACAGAGCCGACGCCUGUGGAUGACAUUCUUACUUCGGCAGCAAUUACAACUGCGAGCACAGAUCCCACAGAUCCGACAAGCAACCCAGAUCAAGCAACGACUCCCUGUAAACCCUCAACUGAACCGUCAACUGAACCUUCAACUGAACCAUCAACUGAACCUUCAACUGAUCCAUCAGCUGAUCCCUCAACUGAACCUUCAACUGAACCGUCAACUGAUCCAUCAACUGAACCAUCAACUGAACCUUCAACUGAACCAUCAACUGAACCAUCAACUGAUCCAUCAGCUAAUCCGUCAACUGAUCCAUCAGCUGAUCCCUCAACUGAACCAUCAACUGAUCCCUCAACUGAACCAUCAACUGAUCCAUCAGCUGAUCCCUCAACUGAACCCUCAACUGAACUGUCAACUGAACCAUCAACUGAUCCAUCAGCUGAUCCGUCAACUGAUCCGUCAGCUGAUCCGUCAACUGAUCCAUCAGCUGAUCCGUCAACUGAUCCAUCAGCUGAUCCGUCAACUGAACCCUCAACUGAACUGUCAACUGAACCAUCAACUGAUCCAUCAGCUGAUCCGUCAACUGAUCCGUCAGCUGAACCGUCAACUGAACCACCAACUGAACCAAACAGCAGCGUCCUUGACCCCUCAACGACCUCAGAGCCACAAACUGAGCCUACAGCUUCGUCUGGAGCUACAGAGACUGAGACGGAGAUUUCCCCCUCAGACACACCAGAGGUCAUCCCCACCAACGUAAAGGACUUAAUGGAAGAGCUGGAAAACUCCCAGCUCACCACAACUCCGGGCUCCUCAACGUUGGCGUCAGUGACUGAGGAAACCACUUCAAGCCCAAACACAGAGAGCAGUCCAGAAAGCAUCACAACCAGCUCUGAUGUUCUGCAAGACGUUUCAGACUCCACUCUGACCCCAGCUACAGUCGGGUUGCUCUCAUCCACAGUGGCAGGCCCAGACAACACCAGUGACGGUGUUGAUCCAGAUGAAACAACUGCUGAUCCUCCCACAUCUAAACCCGACUCCAAACCGGAUCAGUCUACAGUAUCACCCGCCUCUAAACCUGAGGCCAAGCCUCUGGGCCCACAAACCCCGAUUAAAACCAACCCGAAAGAUUACCAAGGAGAUUACAGUGAAGACACAAACCUGUGCAGCGGACGCCCGGUCAGUGGGAUCACCACACUGAGGAACGGCACAAUGGUGGUUUUCAGAGGCCAUCACUUCUGGGUUCUGGACAGAAACCUGGUGCCGAGUCCACCCAAAGUCAUCACGGCGGUGUGGGGCGUCCCCUCACCCAUCGACACUGUGUUCACUCGCUGCAACUGUCAGGGCAAAACCUACAUUUUCAAGGGAGGAAAAUACUGGAGGUUCGAAAAUGAUGCUCUGGACCCGGGUUAUCCGAAAGUGGUAAAAACGGGUUUUGACGGGCUGCAGGGCCACAUCACAGCUGCCCUGUCUGUGCCUCAGUACCUCAGCAGGAAAGAGUCUGUUUACUUCUUCAAGAGAGGGGGAACAGUUCAGAAAUAUUCAUACCAGUUUGGCACCAGUCCUAAAUGUGGAAGAACGGCCCAAGCGCCUGUUUAUACCGUUCGUGCUCGACUGGCCCGUCAAGCAGUUUCUGUUUUGGAACCAACAAUAAACAUCCGUAGAUCCUGGAAAGGCUUCCCCUCCACCGUCACAGCAGCCGUUUCAGUGCCAACCAACAGAAACCCAGAGGGAUACAAAUAUGUCGUCUUCUCAAGAUCGACGGCGUACAACGUGAGGAUGCACAACGGUCGACCUGUUGUCGCCCCUCCGAGAGCAAAUGUGUCGUCGAAAACCGACAACUUCUUCAGAUGCCCGAAGAAAGCCUAACUGGAAAAAUAAAACAACAAAGGGGCACGGGCUAAUUUCAAACAAUUUUAUUUUCUGAUUAAAACACAGCAUCAACAUGAAUCUAAAAAAAAAACUUUCAAAUUAACAAAAUCUGAUCCAAGAAACAAGAACAUGGAUGAAUGCAGAUCUGAAAGUUGAAUGGUGUCGCCUCCAGUUAGGCGUUGGUUCUGAUUGGUUCUGAUGAGAGCUUCAUCUCAGAAAUCGUCUCCCAUGAAAGCCGCGGGGAGGGAAGGUUUGACCUGUGGAAGACAAAACAUUUCAAAUACAAGUUCAGCAAUGAUGUAGUUUCUGUACAGUUACCAAGUAUAAGUCAAUGCUAUGCCUAAAUAUCAUCUCCUGGCAGUUUUGGUUAUGAGCCAAAGUUUUAUUAAAUACACUGCUUGUGCAUAAAUAAGAGUGUGAACAUGAUGGUUUUUUUUAAAAGGAAAAUUGAAAGGCAAUAAAGACUAAAUGUUGUGAAAA